GCCCUAAGAGAGGGCUGUUGCCCUUGACAACCAGGCGGCUUGAGGAGCUUGACAACCACCUGGGAGCUAGACUGCGCGCUGCUGCCUCUGAUGGCUAUGCAGCCAGAUCUAGCGCUGAGAGCACCAUCCACUGUGAUCCUUCUCUUCAGCCUGUGUCUAGGCCUGAUAGGGUGAAACUGGAUCCUUGGGUCUUGGGACAACUGAAAUGUGAGAAAUUUAAUAAUAAAGAUAUCCCCGAAGAUUAGAAACAAAAUCAACCAGAGGAAAUUCUGAAAGUAUGGGAUGUAGAAAUCCAAAAAUAUCUUCAGCAAAUAUUACUGUUUUAGGGGUUAUCCAGAUUAUGAUUGGUAUCUAUCAUAUACUCAUGUGGUAUUUCCUAUUGCUGUUGUAUAUGGGACAAAUUAAAGGAGUAUUUGGAACAUAUGAACCUGUAACUUACAAAAUGGGAACUUCUUUAUGGGGAUUUGCUUUUGUCAUUUCAGGGGCCUUCACAGUAAAAGCAGCAAAAUAUCAAAGUAGACAUAUGAUUCUCUGUACUAUGUCCCUGAACAUACUCUGCAUAGUUAUUACGAUCGUUGCAGCCAGCCUAACAAUAGUGGAAUUGUCUCAUUUCCGUUCGGUGUCAUAUAGAAAUUAUGGCCAAGCAAAGCUGGGAAGGGAAGUGUCCCGUGUUUUGUUGUGCUCCUACCCCCUGGAAUUCGCCAUUGCCCUCGUGUACUCCAUCUCUAGUUGUACAUAUUUGGCUAGAAACCAAGAGGAAACUUUUGAAAGUGUUACUGAAGUAGUGGAAAGCAACUCCUGAAAGCUGAAGACAUGAGCAACUUUCAUGGCUGCUAACACCUGAUGUAGGUGCCCAUGAGAUUCCCAUAUAACAAGGCACACCUCAUGCAUUUUGUGCAAAAGGAAAUUCACAACAAGGUGAAAGUUAUCCCUUGGUAUUUAAGGAGUGUCUACAUACAGAUAUUCUAGGUUCCAGAGGGGAAAGCUUUUCCUAUGUAAGUAUGAGACCAUCGCAAGAAAGCAUUUGCUAGCUAGCCACUCUGAAGAGAUGUCAACUCUCCCCAGCAGAUCAUCUGCAGUUGACCAGAAAAACCACUUGUAAUCUGUAGAAUGCAGGCUAUGAGAUUUGGAGCACAAUGUGUAACUCAGAGGAAAUUUUUAAUUUCUUUCCCUAUGAGUGAAAAGCACGUUCCACGUUCUGCAUUCUUCUGCUCAAGCUAGCUUCUACCUCCACAAAGCGAGGCUCAAAAGGUCACCAAUUUAGUGCCUUUAUUGUCCCAAGGCUUUUCCUGUCCUCAUUAAAGUUCCUUUCUGCCCUGCA
Molecule: messenger RNA, 1321 nt
Organism: Mus caroli (Ryukyu mouse)
Lineage: Eukaryota; Metazoa; Chordata; Mammalia; Rodentia; Muridae
Gene: Ms4a13
Product: membrane spanning 4-domains A13
Biological process (GO): cell surface receptor signaling pathway
Cellular component (GO): plasma membrane
Source: RefSeq, a predicted model, not a curated record